This is a messenger RNA of Baudoinia panamericana UAMH 10762, 561 nucleotides long. RefSeq lists its product as uncharacterized. The record is from RefSeq and is a predicted model, not a curated record. NCBI's taxonomy places the organism in Eukaryota, Fungi, Ascomycota, Dothideomycetes, Mycosphaerellales, Teratosphaeriaceae. The coding region runs from base 1 to 561 and encodes 186 amino acids. The transcript is spliced from 2 exons.
AUGGCAAGCCUGGACGUUAGGGUUGUGUCCGGCCACUCGUUGCCAACUCACCCUUGGUGGCUUGAUCUACACCAAACCAUCAUUACCGCCUACAAACGGAAAGACAUCCAGGCUUUCCCAUUGUCGUGGACUAGGCUCCCUUCCAACCCUGCGCACGGAGCGGAAGGUCUCGCUACAGAGCUCGGUCCUCACGGUGACAUCGUUGUCGUCUUUGAGGAUGGUAAGCCGAUAGCGUGUAGUGGAGUUCUGCCCUUUCGCGGCGAGAACUGGAUGAGCGGCGUCGAUGACAGGGACAGCGAAGCGGCAGUGGCUAAGGGGGAGAUCACCAAGCCGACCUUGGAGCCACAGCCCAAACUCAUCGCUCAUAUCAAGCCUGAAGGCGGCAAGAGGCUAAUAGCGAACUACUCGAUCGAGGAAACGGGUAACUUCUGGCCAAAGAUGGGUUUUACCGUACCUGUCGGAUCUGGUAGUGUCCUUAAGAAAGGUUUCACGCACACCCCUGGUACAGAGGGGUUGAAGGAAGACCUACACUUCCGCAUGGGAGCCAAAGUUUGGGGUUGA